Acanthosepion pharaonis is the source of this 639-nucleotide messenger RNA. Lineage: Eukaryota; Metazoa; Mollusca; Cephalopoda; Sepiida; Sepiidae. The record is from the annotation of a GenBank genome assembly.
AUGCGUCGAUACCGGAAAUUGAAUGCAUCGACCGUACCAGACCGAUAUCCUGUCCCUCAUAUCCAUGAUUUUGCAUCCGGAUUGAUGGGGCUCGCAUCUUCUCGAAAAAUCGACCUGACAAGGCAUACCACCAGAUCCCCGUCGCUGCGGAAGACGUCCCAAAAACGGCAGUCACAACACCGUUUGGCCUAUACGAAUUUCUGCCGUUCGGUCUACACGUUUUUCAAAACCAACAUCUCCUUUUCGUCGAUCCGCCACAAAAUGGCCCGGCUUAUAUAUGCAACUCCAUACAAAGAACCGGUAAUUCGUACAUCCCUCAACACUUGCGAGAUUGCAAAUUCGUUUCGUACGGAACGACGCCGUGAGACGACCACUCACGCCGGCAUACCAAAAGGUCCUUUUCAGGUUCUUCGACGCACCGACAAGCACCUUACGAUCAAGCGCGCCAACUCGACCGACACCAUCGUAAUUCGGACCAAGCCUGCUUUUCUGGAGAAGCGACAGUAUGACGCAAACCCGGCUCUGCGGCCCCUAAUGCUAUUCCAGCACACCCAUCAGACGCAGCACCGCAGACAUCAAACGACACCCCAGCGACUCCUGUGCGGCAGACCCGAUCCGGUAGGAGGGUCACUUUCCUAA